Argiope bruennichi is the source of this 2908-nucleotide messenger RNA. Its product is annotated as 1-acylglycerol-3-phosphate O-acyltransferase ABHD5-like. The record is from RefSeq and is a predicted model, not a curated record. The coding region runs from base 367 to 1608 and encodes 413 amino acids. The transcript is spliced from 7 exons. NCBI's taxonomy places the organism in Eukaryota, Metazoa, Arthropoda, Arachnida, Araneae, Araneidae.
AUUUGUAUACAAAUGUGAAUGACACAAAACAAGGAAAUUCUGGGGAAUAAUGGCAUAUGUUGCUAAACAUCCCUUUAUUCAGUCAUUCCAAAAAAAUUUUUCAAAUUCCUUUAAACGGAUAAUCAUGACUCUUGAUAUAUUUUCAGUUUCUUAGAUUCUAUUGAUAGUGCUAAAUGCGAUGAUGUCAGCAAUUUUAAGUCGUCAAUCAUUAAGCUGAUUGCGUCAUUGUUACAUAAUCUAUUAUGAUUUUCUGUUAGAUCCCGGUUGCGUGCGUUAUCAUUUAGUGUGGUGCGACUAUCCUUUUCAAAUAAGCUGGCGAGGUCUCAUUUCCUUGUUUUUCUUCGAGAAGUUAAAAACGUCUUUAAAAUGUCAGAGAAAGGCAUUAUUAGAAAGGCAGUAGACAUUCCACCAAGAACAAAGUUCCGUUUAUUGCUUACUGCCUCUAGUCUUACUGGCCUUUCUUAUCUACUCACAAUCAAUAAAUCUUUCCUUAGUUGGAUAGGUGGCUGGUUGCGAUGGUGUCCUACUUCGACUGAGCUCCUGGAACAGGCGGAGGCAAAAAUGUUUUCAUAUCUGGAAAAACCUCCUGAAACUACUUUUGUCCCAAUAAAUUUGAAUGAAGAAGAUGGAGAGUACAGAAUAAGAACUUUUAUGGCUAAUAGAGAAGCAGACGAGAAAGUCACUCCUCUUGUACUUCUUCAUGGGUUUGCAUCAGGAAUUGGACUUUGGGUAUUAAACAUUGACAGUUUAUCGCAAGAUAGGCCAUUAUAUGCUCUGGAUAUUUUAGGUUUUGGGCUGAGUUCUCGUCCUGUUUUUAAUAGGGAUGCUGAGGUAGCUGAAAAUCAAUUUGUGGAGAGUAUCGAAGCAUGGAGAAAAAAGGUUGGAUUAAAAAAGUUUAUUCUACUUGGUCACAGUAUGGGAGGAUUUCUAGCAACUGCAUACAGUAUAAAGUAUCCAGAAAGAAUACAACAUUUAAUCUUAGCCGAUCCAUGGGGGUUUCCUACUCCUGAUUUAAGUGCAAAAAAAGUUGAAUUGCCAAUAUGGGUGAAAGCUAUUGCCGCCAUGUUAAAACCAUUUAAUCCUUUAGCAGGUCUAAGAGCAGCUGGGCCAUGGGGCCCAGGUCUGGUGAAACGUCUGAGACCAGAUAUAUUACGAAAAUUUGAAAAUAUUGUUGCUGAUCCAUCAGAUGUUGGAAAUUAUAUUUAUCAUUGUAAUGCUCAGUAUCCAAGUGGUGAAGUAGCAUUCAAAGCUAUGAGUGCUCCUUUUGGCUGGGCCAACCGUCCUAUGAUAGAAAGAAUUUCUCAGUUGAGACAAGAUAUCCCUGUCAGUUUUGUUUAUGGAGCUCGAUCUUGGAUUGAUAGCAGUUCUGGUUACAAAAUUCGUGAAAUGCGAGAGAAUUCUUUUGUUGAAAUUAAGCUUAUUCAAGGCGCUGGUCACCAUGUUUAUGCAGAUAAAGCUGAUGAAUUUAAUGAAGUUGUUUCUAAAAUAUGCAAAAAAGCUGAUGUAAGAAGGGUAUCAACUUAUAGUGGAAAAAGUACAGAUAUUUCCAGUGCCACUUUAAAUGUAGAUGGUGGUGAAGAAAAGAUAAUUUUAGAUAAAGUUCUAUAAUUUUUCAUGUAUUAUCACACAUUUAAUAAAAAAAGGCUAUGUUGUGUUGUAUGAAAGAUUAUCUGAAACAUUAAUUCACUCAUGUUUUGCAUUUUCAAUGUAAUUUACGUAUUAAUUUAUCAUAUAAAUUGAAUUUAUAUAAUAUGAUAUUCAUAUAUCGACAUCUAUAAUUUUUUUCUGUGUGUGCAGUGUUAUUUAAUUCUGUGUAAUUUUAAAAAAUGACUGCAUAAGUCGGAGUAUUUGAAAACGUAAGAUUUUUUAAAUAUUUUUGUAUACUAUUAUUUAUGCUUAUAGUAUCUAUAUUGUAUUAAAGUGCAAUUUUUCAAGUGAAUCAAUGGCAAUAAUGACUUUUUUUUUUUUUUUGAUAUUGGAUGAAAAUUGCAGCAAUUUGAAAGAAAUUUAAAGAAAAGGCUUUCUUUCAUUAGAGUUUAUAUAAAAAUUUUAAUGAAUUUAUACAUUAUGGACUUUUAUGAGCUUAUGAAACUUGUUUGCAACUUUUUGGAGCAAUCUGUGUAUUAUUUUUAUAAAUAAUGCAUAUGAUGUGCUGAUGUCUUAUCAAUUUUUUUGCAAGAAAAAUCAUAAUUUUUACUGUUUUAUUGAAAUGGCAAACUAGAUAAUAUGUCAAAGCAGUAUUCUUUAUUUACAAAUAGCAUUUUGCUUUUGAUAGUACUUAUUGGAAAUUAUUUUGUUACCACUGCAUAAAGAAGUUUAGAAUGGUUGUUAGUUGCUGUAGUUACAUGUAUAGGGAAAAAAUGUUAUUGAGAUUUGUUUCUGUUAUAUCUCUACCUGUUAAUUAUUAUAUUUGUAUGAAUUUAGACAUUUGUAGAUUUAUUUUUUAUGCUCAUAUUUUGAUUAUUAGUGUUGAUAUGCGAGCUUUCUUUCAAAACUUGUUUUCAUAUUUCUCAUGUGUUGGUUUAUUGUUAUUGAUUAUCUUACAUUUCUUUUUUGUUACUUAGUUUCUUUGAUGCAGACUUCAUAUUCAUUUAACUUCUAAUUUAGGUAAAUUUAUUAUUUGUUCACUCAUAAUUUUAAACUAUUAUUCUUAUAAGAAUAUAAUAAAAAUUAUUUAUAACAUAAUUUUUUUAUUCAAGUAACGUUUAUCUAUUAGACUUUUUUUUUUUUUUUUGCAGAAUCAAUUAACAAAUUUUUAUUUUUAAUUAAAAAAUUUCAGUUAGGUAUGUAAAUUUUUAGUCUUUGCAAAUUAUAUAUUGUAAGAUGUACUUAAAAUUUUUUGUUCCGAUGUGUAGAUUUGAAACAUACUUUAUUUAAUAAAACAAUGUAAUCUGUGACAAAUUUCAUA